GAACUUUUCUUUUUGAGAUAUUCUUCACAAAGAAGAAACCCUUUAAAAGAAUCCCACAAGAUCCGAACUUUAGGGUUUAAUCUCCCUUCCACUCUCUCCAUCCUCUUCCCGAGUCAUUCAAAGACCCAAUCUUUCUCCGAAAAUGCCAUCAACAAACACAACUUACGGCACCAUCACCUCCGCCCCAACCCUCAUUUCCUCACACGCCAAACACACGCGCCGCCCAUGGCAGGAACUAUUCUUCCUCUCCUCUUUCUCCUUCCCUAUAUCCGCCGCCGAUGUCAAAGACCGGAUAAAGCUUAAUGUCUCCUACUUCCGGGUAAAUUACGUAAUUACAGCGCUAACGAUCCUCUUCUUGACUCUCCUUUGGCACCCCACUUCGAUGAUAGUUUUUCUGAUAGCUUUCAUAUUCUGGUGGUUCUUGUACCUCUUUAAUGAUAACCCAGUAGUUAUUUUCAACAAAACAGUGGAUGAUAAUGUUGUUUUGGGGGCUUUGAGUUUCGCUACUGUGCUUUUAUUGGUAUUGACGCAUGUGGGUGUUAAUGUGUUAGUUGGGUUGAUUAUUGCGGUGGUUGUUAUUGGUGCUCAUGCUGCCUUUAGAGGAACUGAGGAUUUGGGUUUCCCUGGUGAAGAAGAGGAAAAUGGGUUGCUUUCUGUUGUUGGAAGUCAGCCUUUGAGGCCAACUUCUGGAUAUAAUAGGAUUUGAUUCGAUCUCUUUGGUGUCGAAUUGUUGCAAAAAUUUGUUUUUAUGGGUGUUGAUUUGAAGUGGUGUUUAACUUUGAGGUUGUGGAAAAUGGAGUGGAGGAAUUGGUUGUUUCAUUUUUGUUGAAUGAUCCUAUUAAUGGUUAGGCUUUUGGUUUAGGUCUGGCUUGUGGUUAGGUGCUAUUAGUUUAAUCUUUGAGGUCGAUAGUGUUGGAGUUCUUACUUGUUACAUGCAUGAAUUCAUCCUUGUGGUUGGU
This is a messenger RNA of Hibiscus syriacus, 959 nucleotides long. Its product is annotated as PRA1 family protein E-like. The transcript has a single exon. Gene Ontology annotation, cellular component: endoplasmic reticulum; Golgi apparatus. Lineage: Eukaryota; Viridiplantae; Streptophyta; Magnoliopsida; Malvales; Malvaceae. The record is from RefSeq and is a predicted model, not a curated record. Bases 143 to 706 code for a protein of 187 amino acids. Gene Ontology annotation, biological process: vesicle-mediated transport.